This is a messenger RNA of Dipodomys spectabilis (banner-tailed kangaroo rat), 1283 nucleotides long. It is a transcript of the gene Them6, whose product is annotated as thioesterase superfamily member 6. Bases 16 to 642 code for a protein of 208 amino acids. The record is from RefSeq and is a predicted model, not a curated record. The transcript has 2 exons. NCBI's taxonomy places the organism in Eukaryota, Metazoa, Chordata, Mammalia, Rodentia, Heteromyidae.
GCCCACGCCGCCGCGAUGGUGGAGCUGCCGGUGGCCGCGCUGGUCCUCGCGCUCGCCUUCUUCGCGCUGCUGGACGGCUGGUACCUGGUGCGCGUGCCCUGCGCCGCGCUGCGCGCGCGCCUGCUGCAGCCGCGCGUCCGCGACCUGCUGGCCGAGCAGCGCUACGGCAGCCGCGUGCUGCCCUCCGACCUGGACCUGCUGCUGCACAUGAACAACGCGCGCUACCUGCGCGAGGCGGACGUGGCGCGCGCCGCGCACCUGGCGCGCUGCGGCGUGCUGGGCGCGCUGGGCCGUCUGGGCGCGCGCGGCGUGCUGGCCGCCUCGUGCGCGCGCUACCGCCGCCCGCUCCGCCUGUUCGAGCCCUUCGAGGUGCGCACCCGCCUGCUGGGCUGGGACGACCGCGCCUUCUACCUGGAGGCCCGCUUCGUCAGCCUGCGCGACGGCUUCGUGUGCGCCCUGCUGCGCUCCCGCCAGCACGUGGUGGGCGCCUCGCCGGACCGCGUGGUGCAGCACCUGUGCCAGCGAAGGGUGGAGCCCCCUGACCUCCCGGAGGACCUGCAGCACUGGAUCGCCUACAAUGAGGCCAGUAGCCAGCUGCUCCGCGCCGAGAGUGGACUCGGAGACGCCACCAAGGACCAGUGACGCUGCCUCUGCACGCCAGCUCCCCUGACAGCAGGCCUGGCGGGCUUCUGGCUGGACCGGCCUCGAGACCAACCCAGGUCCCCUCGCCCGCUUGACGCCCUGUGCCAGGUCCCACGCUGGUAGCUGAUGAGAUGGCAUUGGUACCCCGGCUCCCUCUGCGGGGGUCGGAGGGCACAGGGCCCUGGCCGUCCCUGUAGUGAGGCCCCGGGGGAGGAGGAGCCUGGAGUCAGUUGUGUGUGUGUGUGUGUGUGGCCAGGGCAGGCCUGGCACGCGCUGGGUCUCUGCCCCUGAGUCGGAGAUAGUGAUACCCAGGAAAGGGCCACCUUAGAGCCAGGGACGCUGAGGCCUGGAGUGCCCAGAGCCUCUGAGAACACGGAGCCAAAUGGGAGCUGGGCCCGCUUGACAGUAAGAGCACUGAGGCACAGCCCGGGCGUGGGGCUCCCCUGCCUGUGCCCGACACCCGCUCUGUCAUCCAGGGAGGGACGGCAUCUGGAAGCUGCCUCCUUGCUGUCCCGCUGGGAACUGGAGCGUCCCUCACCUGCACCCCUCUCCAUGCCGCUCUUCUCACCCUAGUGCUAAGGGAGCUGCUGCUGUUCUCUUUUAUUUAUGGAAAGCACACAAGUAAAGAGUUUUAAAGCGUG